Molecule: messenger RNA, 2745 nt
Organism: Colletotrichum karsti
Lineage: Eukaryota; Fungi; Ascomycota; Sordariomycetes; Glomerellales; Glomerellaceae
Exons: 4
Source: RefSeq, a predicted model, not a curated record
CUGCCAACCUCAACUACCGCAACUGGAAGCAUUACCCUGCACACGCGCUUGGAUGGCAUCAAAUCCGUGGGCGACUUCGCCAACUUCACACGAUACCCCACUUCUGCCAAUCAGGGUCUGAAGAUCGAGGGCCACCCGGCCUUCCCGCUUCCGCUCACCCACGCCGAUGCCGAAAAGAUCAAGGGAGCUUGCAAACAGGCCCCGUUCGGCAAGGGCGAAGAUACCGUCGUGGACACCUCGGUGCGGAACACGUGGGAAUUGGGACAUACCGACUUCCAACUCAUCAAUCCAGAAUGGCCUGGUUUUCUUCAGAAAGUCGCCCUCACGGCAGCAAGUGGGCUUGGUCUCUUGAACAUAACUGUGAAGCCGCAUAAGCUGCUCCUCUAUGAGAAGGGAUCAUUCUUCAAGCGCCACAAGGAUUCCGAAAAGGAACCCGGCAUGGUGGGCACGCUUGUGGUGUGCCUCCCGUCAGAACACCAAGGGGGUGAUGUCCAUCUCACGUUCGGCUCCGACCAGCGCACCUUUUCGACCGCGCCGUCGUCAACUUUCGACGUGAGCGCUCUUGCUUGGUUUUCCGACGUUACGCACGAGGUCAAGGAGUUGACGUCGGGCUACCGUCUCGCCUUGACCUACAACAUCAUCCAGAACGGACCGGUCAAGCAGUCGGCGGGCUUCUUCGGACAGCAGGCGCAGCAAGUCAAACAGGUGUUGCUUCAAUGGCAGAUCAACUUCUCUAAGGAGAAGAUGCUUGUGUAUCCCCUGGGUCACAAGUACUCCGAGUCGAGUUUGUCCAUGCGGAAUAUGAAGGGCCGAGACAAGGCAGUUUGUCAGGCCUUGCAGGAUGUGGCAUCUCAGAGCGGCGUCUUUCUCCUCUUCGCCCACCAGACACAUACUCAGGGCGAAGAUGCGGAUGAUUAUGGCUAUGGAGGAUAUGAUGACGAGGAAGACGUUGCUGGGACUUCACUGGACGCCAUAUUCACCCCUGAGGGUAAGCAGAUUGCCACUCACAUCAUUGUCGACGACGAUGAGAAUUUGGUGCCGAACUUCUUCAAAGAGCGAGCUCCAGACAGUGAGGAGGAAGGUGAGUUCACUGGGAACGAAGGUGCUGCUAAUACCUAUCGAUAUCACGACACAGUUGCAGUGCUCGUCAAAAAGCAGCAUCUAGCGAAAUUCCUGAAGAACGACCGAUACAGCGUCGGGCCGGACGCACAUACAGACAACAUGGUAAAAUUCGUGACUGCAGAUCUGGAGGAGCACGUCGAGCAUAAAUCUACCAAACUCUCGGCUUUAGAGUUCCUGAGAGCCGCGCUCCAGAUAAAGGGAGGCUCGCAAAAGACCACACCUCCGAUCGCCGUGUAUUGGGCGCUGGAGCUUGACGACCCGGCACUCUUCCGGGGGGCCAUGGUCGCCGCCACACAGGCCAGCCAAGAAACAUACACUGAGGCCCUCAGUGUGACAUGUGUUUACGUAGAAGCACACUUCUCGGAGAAUCCUGAUGCCAUUGAGUGGGACAAGUGGCUGGGCGACACCACCAACUCAAGCCCCCUUUCGACAUUCUACAACAGCAUUCAGCACUUCAUACCCCGGUUCAAGUCAGACGCUGUUCGAGACUCGUUCAGCAAAUGGAGCGAGUCGAGAUUAGAUUGGAAGCUCGGAACUUUACCUGAGCUGGGCACUAUUGAACUCAGUUUCUUUGCCAAGACGCUGGAAUCUCGACACGAUAAACCGGAUUGGAUCAUGUCAAGUCUUCUUCCAGCGUUGACUUCUCGUGGUACUCGCGACCUCAUCUACAAGGUGCUUAAUACGGUCUUCGUCAAGCGGGAACAGCGGGAGUUCAAGAACGCAAAGGACAUCUACCAGUUCAUCGUACAGAACGGGCUCGUAAAGCUGCUGAUCACGGGCGAGGAUCUUGCCCCCAUAAAAGUGCCUUACGGCACGUCGGCCGGCAUUGGCCCACUCACCGAGUUCGUCUACCGGGUGAACGAAGGUCUCAGUCUCGGUGCCACAGAAUCCGCUCUCCAGCUGCUGGAGGCGGGUUGUAACAACCUAGUGUGGACGAAGGCGGAAUGGGACCCCACGACCGUGAUGUUUAAUGUCGUGAAGCUGUUCUUGAAGCCUCUGAUCAUCACAUUGCAAAAGCACAACGUCCCGAGCUCUCAUCACGAAUCGAUCCGGAGCCUCUUCGAGGUCGUCAUCGGCGAAGGACUCCACCGGCAGCUCGGCCCCUUCCCGCCGCCACCGGUCGGCUGGAGUUACAAGCCGCGCCGGUGCAGGCCCGCCGGACAUCCGAAAAUGUUUGGAAGCCAUGGGUACCAGAGCCAGUGUACCGAUUGCCCUUCUCUCGAAGCAUUCCUGACAGCUCCGGAUCAGAAGGUCUGGAGGUUCUCCGCGGCAGAACCACGUCGUAAGCACGUUGAGAGCGUGCUCUACGAAUGCACGAGAUUCUUCAAUCUCAGCACGGAGCGCGGGCGGUCUCCGUAUACCCUGGUUAUCGAGAAGAACGGUGGAGAGUACCAGGCCGAAGUCGAGCAAUGGCGGACCCGUCUCCGGGGCCUAGAAAGCAAUCUCGCGCCGCUGCGGAACGAUCUCGUGCAGACCAUCCUCGGCGAAGAUAGAUACCGGGAGCUGAUUCUUCUCGAGGGCAUGCAGGGUCAGGGGACCUUGGGGAACGGUGCCGGAGUGAAGAGGGAGGCGGAGGAGCCCGCGUUUGGGCAGCCGCCCGCUGCUCAUCGCAGAAUGUGGUGA